AUGAUGAAGAAAGCUAAAUUUAUUUUUGAGGGCAACAAAGAAAACAACACAGAUCUCAGGACUGUUUACACAGAACUGUUCAUCACUGAGGGAGAGAUGGAAGAUGUCAAUCAUGAACAUGAGAUUCUGAAGAUUGAUGAUGCUUUCAAGAACAAAAAAACACAGGACAAAAGAAUCAAAUGCAAUGAUAUAUUUACUGAACUGAGGAAAAACAAUGAGGAGAAGAUUGUGCUGACCAAGGGAGUCGCUGGCAUUGGAAAAACUGUCUCUGUGCACAAAUUCAUCCUGGACUGGGCAGAAGGAAACGCGAAUCAGGAUAUAGACUGUGUGUUCCUGCUUCCAUUCAGAGAUAUCAACACAGAGAUAUUUUUUGAAGACAGAGAAGUCAGUCUCCAUGAGUUUCUGCUGAAAUUUUUUCCUGGAUUGAAGAACCUGGAGAAAUCAAAGUUAUAUAAGGAACAUAAGCUAGCAUUUAUAUUUGAUGGACUUGAUGAGAGUCGCCUGCCAUUUAACUUUAAAAGCAAAACACUGGACACUGUUGAGGAAAGGGCAUCUGUAGAUGUGCUGUUUACAAAUCUGGUCAAAAGGAAGCUGCUUCCAGCAGCUCUGGUCUGGGUGACCUCACGACCAGCAGCAGCCAAUCAGAUCCCUCCUGAACAUGUGGGUUUGUUCACAGAGGUGCGAGGAUUCACUGACCGACAGAAGGAGGAGUACUUCAGAAAAAGAAUCACAGAUGAGGAACAAGCCUCCAGAAUCAUCUCACACAUUAAGACAUCUCGUAGUCUCUAUGUCAUGUGCCACAUUCCUGUGUUCUGCUGGAUCACAGCCACAGUAUUGCAGAAUUUUCUCAUCAAGAACAAUACAGAGAAUAUAAGCACAACACUCACUAAAAUGUACAUUCACUUCCUGCGGAUACAGUUGAACAUAAAGAGCAAGUAUGAUAAACAGGAAAAAAGCCAACCUUCAGACCAUUUAAAAUUAAAUAGAGAAAUGAUUUUGAAAUUAGCCAAGCUAGCAUUUGAACAGCUGAAGAAGGAAAACAUUGUGUUUGAUGAGAAGGAUCUGAAAGCAUGUGGUAUUGAUGUGAGUAAAGACACUGAGUUCACUGGAAUGAUCGCUGAGAUUUUCAAGAUGGAUGAUGGACUUUAUAAGACAAAGGUCUUCAGUUUUGUACAUCUGACUGUUCAAGAAUUUCUCGCUGCAGUGCAUGUGUUCAUCUGCUACCUGAAAAAGAACAAGCGAGAGCUUCAGUUUUUCUUUGAAGAUUCACAAAAUACAGCCCGACAAAAGCUUCAGUUCUUCUUUAGAAAUGUCAAAUUUCAUGACUUAACAAAGAGGGCCACUGAUAAAGCCAUGCAGAGUAAGACCGGACAUCUGGACCUGUUUCUGCGAUUUCUGAUGGGAAUUUCACUGGAAUCCAGUCAGAACAUGCUCAAAGGCCUGAUCACACACACUAAAGACACCACAGAGAGCAUCACGCAAACAACUGAACACAUUAAAGAAUUACUGAAACAGGACAUCUCAAAUGAAACUUCAGUCAACCUAUUCUACUGCUUACUUGAGCUGAAAGAUAAUUCAUUAUAUGAGGAAAUCCAGAGUUACAUUAGUUCAGAUGAACAUCCAGGAAGAGACCUCUCAUCUUCAAUGUGCACAGUGCUGACCUACAUACUGCUGAUGUCAGAGAAGGUGCUGGAUGAGUUCAGUCCAAAGAGGUUCACGUCAAAACAAGCAGACUACAAGAGACUUAUUCCAGCUGUGAGAUGCUGCAGAAAAGCACUAUUUGACAGCUGUGGUCUUGACAAAACAUGCUGUGAAACAGUGUCUUCUGCUCUACAAUCAUCAAACUCUCAUCUGACGGAGCUGGACCUGAGUAGCAAUAAUCUGCAGGAUUCAGGAGUGAAGCUGCUUUCUGAUGGACUGAAGAGUUCAAACUGUCAACUGAAAAUACUGAGAUUUACCUGUUGUAAUCUCACUGCUCAGUCUUGUGGGAGUUUGUCAUCAGCUCUACAAACCUCACAGUCUGUCCUGAGAGAGCUGGACCUGAGUAACAAUGACCUGCAGGAUUCAGGAGUGAAACUUCUUUCUGAUGGUCUAAAGAGUCCAAACUGUCAGCUGGAGAUACUUAGAUUUACAACCUGUAAUCUCACUGCUCAGUAUUGUGGGAGUUUGUCAUCAGCUCUACAAACCUCACACUCUGUCCUGAGAGAGCUGGACCUGAGUAACAAUGACCUGCAGGAUUCAGGAGUGAAACUUCUUUCUGAUGGACUGAAGACUCCAAACUGUCAGCUGGAGAUACUAAGAUUGUCUGGCUGUAUGGUGACAGGGGAGGGAUGUUGUUAUGUGUCCUCAGCUCUGACUUCAAACCCCAUAUGCUUGAGAGAGCUGGAUCUAAGCUAUAAUCACCUGGGAGAUUCAGGAGUCAAGCUGGAGGAAAAACUGGAGGACCCAAACUGCUCACUUUGUGUGGAUCUUGGAGGAGAAUCCAGGAUUACACCUGGACUACAGAAAUAUGCCUGUUUUCUCACACUGGAUCCAAACACAGCAAACACGGAACUGAUUCUGUCUGAGGAGAACAGAAAGGUGACAUGUUUGAUGGAGAAACUGUCAUAUCCUGAUCAUCCAGACAGAUUUGAUGAUGUGCCUCAGGUGUUGUGUAAAGAGAGUGUGUGUGGACGCUGUUACUGGGAGAUUGAGUGGAGUGGAGAUAAUGUGUUUAUAUCAGUGUCAUAUAAGAGCAUCAGCAGGAAGGGAUGGGGUGAUGAGUGUUGGUUUGGAUCUAAUGAUCAGUCCUGGAGUUUGUUCUGCUCUCGCUCCAGUUACUCAUUCAGUCACAAUAACAUAGAUACUGUUCUCCCUGUGGAGUCCAUCAUCAGGAGAAUAGGAGUGUUUGUGGAUCACAGAGCAGGAACUCUGUCCUUCUACAGCGUCUCCAGAAACACAAUGAGCCUCAUCCACACAGUCCAGACCACAUUCACUCAGCCACUCUAUCCUGGGUUUAGUGUUGGUUAUGAAUUGAUAAAUGAUUCUGGAUCAUCAGUGAAACUGUGUUAAUGAAUCAAAAGAGACUGCAUGAUGAAUCAGUGACAAUGAGAUGUUAUCGAGUCUCUUCAUGACAUUAAUACUGCAGCUGAACAGCUCAAGUGUGUGUGUGUUUGUGUAUGUGUGUGAGAGAGAGAGUGUGUGUGUGUAUGUUUA
Molecule: messenger RNA, 3195 nt
Organism: Carassius gibelio (silver crucian carp)
Lineage: Eukaryota; Metazoa; Chordata; Actinopteri; Cypriniformes; Cyprinidae
Product: NACHT, LRR and PYD domains-containing protein 12-like
Exons: 7
Coding region: 1-3051 (1016 amino acids)
Molecular function (GO): protein binding
Source: RefSeq, a predicted model, not a curated record